Molecule: messenger RNA, 942 nt
Organism: Symbiodinium pilosum
Lineage: Eukaryota; Dinophyceae; Suessiales; Symbiodiniaceae
Source: the annotation of a GenBank genome assembly
AUGGCAGCAAUCCGACAUGACUGCAAAAUGUAUGACAUCAAGAGGCUGCUGUCCCUGAGGCAGUCUUGUCCCACGUUCAGGCUUACGUUGCUGAACGGUGGGACAAUCCUGGACAGCCGAGACAGCUGGCAAAAGUUGGGAAAGCCUACACGCCUGACAAUGGUGCAGGCUGCUCCUGUAGACAGCUUUGUCUAUGACUUUUGUGAAGACCUUUUAGAUGCAGCUUCCCGGGGCGACGUCCUGGAUGUGGACGAGAUCUUAGCCAAGGGGCAGUGUCCAGAUGUCCUCACGCCGGGCGGGGAAUCAGUCCUUUUCGUGGCAGCGAUGAACGGAUACCUCGAAGUUGCACAGGCGCUCUUGGGCGCCGGCGCGAGCUUGGACCGUCGAGUUCGAGGCUGGUAUACGCCUUUGUACAUCGCGUGCUGGCAAGGACAUUUGGAUGUCGUUCGCCUCUUUCUGGAAGCCGGUGCGGACCCUGAUCAGGGAUUCUGCGCAGCAGUUUUCAGAGGGCAUACCGCAGUGGUUGAGUUCAUGAUUCAGAGUGGUGCGGAUGUCCGUCAAGCCGAUGAGCACGGCCAGCUCCCAUUGCAGAUUGCAUGUGCGGAGGGUCAUCUUGCCAUCGUAACCUUGCUGGCAAAGGCCCAGGCCACAUUGGGUUGGGACCUUCAGACGGACGAGCUUCUGCACGCCGCUGUGAGUAGUAGCCAGCUUGAGGUUGCCCGGUUCUUGGUGCAGGCUGGUGUUGACCCCUCUGGGGUCGAUGCAAGUGGCGAGACCCCGCUACAGGUAGCCCGCCGUCAGGAAGACUCAGACUUGAUCCAUCUCUUGGAGAACGCUGCGGCCCAGAUGAGUGUGUCCAGGCGGUGUGCUGAUUCCCCAAACCCAUGCCUGAACCACAUUUUCCAGGAAAGGCAGCUGUGGAUGACUCCAGUUCAGACCUAG